This is a messenger RNA of Chironomus riparius, 816 nucleotides long. NCBI's taxonomy places the organism in Eukaryota, Metazoa, Arthropoda, Insecta, Diptera, Chironomidae. The record is from the annotation of a GenBank genome assembly.
UUCAGUAACCAACAGCGACAAAAAUAUUGAAAAAUUUAAAUGUAAAUUAGUUUAAAUUAAAUUCUGAGUGAAAUAAGCAAUGUCAGGCAAAAAGAAUAGAUCGGACCUAAACAUAAGUGGAUUCUCUCCUAUGGUUUUGAACCUUCUUAGUCCACAAUCAACAAAGAAUUCACCAGCCAAGAAUCAAGCAGUUAUUGAAGCAAUUAACGCUAGUGCUAAUAAACUUAUAGCUGGAUAUCAACGAUGGAAGGUUAAUGAACAAAAAGGACUGAAUAGCUUGAACAUAAUUCAUAGUUUAAGAGAAAAAUCAAAAACAUCCAGUGAGCAACAAUCGUUUACCGAAUUAGAGGUAUGCUGUGAGCAAUUAAAGGCAAUUGAGACUAUUUUAUUGAGCAUAGUAAAUGAAGUAGCUGUAAUCAAGUCACAAAUAGAAACUUCAAUAAGUAUUCAGAGGACUUUGUCGAUAUCCAGCGAAGAUCCUAUACUUCAACAACUCAUAUCGAUUGAAAAGUUCCUCAACAGGCUUAAGCAGCUAUAUGAAAGUGGUUUAUCAAUUAAGAAAGAAGUGAUCGAAAAUAUAGCACAUACUGGGUCGUCUUUAGAAUCUCAUGAACUCAUAGCAUCAUGGCAUUGUCAGUCAAUUGCUAAUGAAAUCAGCAGGCUUAUUAUGCAGUUAAAGACUAGUCCAGCUGAUUGUCGCUGGGAAAUUUAUAGCUUUUAGUUUGUAAUUCGUUCCUUGAUAUCAGGAAUUUGGACAUAAAUAUUAUAUUUGACAUAAAGAGAUGAAUGAUUUUUGGUAUUAAGCUUAGAAAUUAC